Thunnus maccoyii (southern bluefin tuna) is the source of this 5109-nucleotide messenger RNA. Its product is annotated as son of sevenless homolog 1-like. Bases 685 to 4677 code for a protein of 1330 amino acids. Gene Ontology annotation, biological process: Ras protein signal transduction; positive regulation of GTPase activity. Gene Ontology annotation, molecular function: structural constituent of chromatin; protein heterodimerization activity; guanyl-nucleotide exchange factor activity. The record is from RefSeq and is a predicted model, not a curated record. Gene Ontology annotation, cellular component: plasma membrane; nucleosome. The transcript is spliced from 23 exons. Lineage: Eukaryota; Metazoa; Chordata; Actinopteri; Scombriformes; Scombridae.
GCACCUGCGCACGCGCAGCCGCUGCACAGUCUACGGUAACGCACACCGGAGUCACAACAACCGACAGCCGCUCACUGUGACCGGCCGUUAGCUCGGUGACUGUCCGCCUGUCUGGAGGCCGGGGCCGGGGCGACUGUCAGAGAGAGUCCGGAGAGCAGAGCCGGAGGAGGGGACAGUAAAGGGAAGCUACCGGAGCCGGCCCGCCGGAGAGUCGCUGUGUUCGGGUAGAAUGUUAUCAGCGGAGCGGAGCGGAGAGCACCGAGCUGCCCGCUGAUUCACACCCACAACCCCGGGAACACUCCCGGUGUGUCCGCUCAUAGAGACCCGCUGCUAACCGCUAACAUUAGCCAGCGGGCUACAUGCUAAUAGGCUAACCGUGUCCAGGUGCUGUCGGUAUGGAACGGUUAACGGUAACCGUGCUCUUAUCCCGGUAAACAGAAACACACCCAACAGUUAGCUGCUAGCCGCGGAGCUAACGGGCAGCUGGGUAACAUCUGGCCGCAGAUAGCUCUCCGUGUAGCGGCCGAGGAUGGUCGCAGUGACGGCAGCUGUUCUGGAGGAACGGCCUGUCCCCGCUGGAUGUGCUGAGGCUCCUCGCUUCUCCCGCCCCGCCGGGCCCGGACAACCGCGCACAGCGUUCAUGUAAACCGGUGAACUGUGCGUGUCGGUCCCGCAGCAGCAGCCAUGCAGGCGGCCCAGCUGCAGUACGACUUCUUCAACGAGGAGAACGCACCGAAAUGGAGAGGCCUGCUUGUUCCUUCACUGGAGAAGGUACUGAAUCAGGUGCAUCCUAACCUGGUGUCCCAGCAGGAGGCGCUGCAGUACAUCGAAGAGCUGAUCCUGCUCCUGCUCAGCAUGCUGUGUCAGGCUCAGCCACGCAGCGUGCAGGAUGUGGAGGAGCGUGUGCAGAAGAGUUUUCCUCACCCGAUCGAUAAGUGGGCGAUUGCUGAUGCUCAGGCGGCCAUCGAAAAGAGGAAGAGGAGGAACCCGCUGGCUCUGCCUGUUGACAAGAUCCACCCACUGCUGAAGGAGGUGCUGGGCUAUAAGAUCGACCACCAGGUGUCGGUGUACAUGGUGGCCGUGUUGGAGUACAUCUCCGCUGACAUCCUGAAGCUUGCUGGAAACUACGUCAGGAACAUCCGACACUAUGAGAUCUCCCAGCAGGACAUCACUGUGGCCAUGUGUGCAGACAAGGUGUUGAUGGACAUGUUCCAUCAGGACGAGGAGGAUAUCAGCGGCUUCCCUCUUAUGGAUGAGGAGCCCUCAGCCAAUGAGGAGCAGAAUUACUAUGAGCUGGUGAGGAGCUUCAUGUCUGAUGGUCGACAGUACCUGAGACAGCUCAACCUGCUCAUCAAGGUGUUCAGAGAGCCCUUCAACUCCAGCCCCAUGCUCUUCUCUCAACACGACGUGGACAGUAUCUUCAGUCGGAUCGUUGAUAUCCACGAGGUGACGGUGAAGCUGCUCGGUCUGAUCGAGGACACGGUGGAGAUGACAGAUGAAGGCAGUCCUCACCCUCUGGUGGGCAGCUGCUUCGAGGACCUAGCUGAGGAGUUGGCCUUUGAUCCGUAUGAGACAUACACUCAGGACAUCCUGCGCUCUGGUUUCCAUGAACACUUCCUGAGUCAAGUGUCCAAGCCAGGAGCCGCCUUCCACCUCCAGUCCAUCUGUGAAGGCUUUAAAGAGGCCGUCCAGUACGUUCUGCCCAGACUGCUGCUCACUCCUGUUUACCACUGUCUGCACCUGUUCGAGAUCCUCAAGCAACUGGAGGAGAAGAGUGAGGAUGAGGAGGAUAAGGAGUGUCUGAAACAGGCCAUCACAGCUCUGCUCAACCUGCAGAGCAGCAUGGAGAGGAUCUGCUCCAGGAGCCUGGCCAAGAGGAGGCUCAGCGAGUCGGCGUGUCGUUUCUACAGCCAUCAGAUGAAGGGGAAGCACCUGGCCAUCAAGAAGAUGAACGAGAUCCAGAAGAACAUCGACGGCUGGGAGGGGAAGGACAUCGGCCAGUGCUGCAACGAGUUCAUCAUGGAAGGCACGCUGACCCGCGUGGGCGCCAAACACGAGCGCCACAUUUUCCUGUUCGACGGCUUGAUGAUCUGCUGCAAGUCCAAUCACGGCCCGCCGCGGUUGCCCGGCGCCGGCUCCACCGCAGAGUACCGGCUGAAGGAGAAGUUCUUCAUGCGCAAAGUGCAGAUCAAUGACAAGGAUGACAAGGAGGGCGAGUACCGCCACGCCUUUGAGAUCAUCCUGAAGGACGGGAACAGCGUGGUGUUCGCCGCCAAGUCCGCCGAGGAGAAGAACGGCUGGAUGGCGGCGCUGAUCUCGCUGCAGUACCGCAGCACGCUGGAGCGCAUGCUGGACUCAGCCAUGCUGCAGGAGGAGAAGGAGGAGCAGAUGAGGCUGCCGGGCGCCGAGGUGUACCGCUUCGCAGAACCCGACUCCGAGCAGAACGUCGUGUUUGAGGAGAACGUCCAGUCCAAGUCCGGGAUCCCGAUCAUCAAAGCAGGGACGGUCCUGAAGCUGAUCGAGAGGCUUACCUUCCACAUGUACGCAGAUCCAAACUUUGUCCGAACAUUUCUGACCACCUACAGAUCGUUCUGUAAACCUCAGGAGCUGCUGGACCUGCUCAUGGAAAGGUUUGAGAUCCCGGAGCCGAGGCCCAACGAGGCGGAUCAGAUGGAGGGAGGAGAACAGCCGCUCAGCGCUGAACUCAAACGCUUCCGGAAAGAGUUUGUGCAGCCGGUGCAGCUCAGAGUGCUGAACGUGUGUCGUCACUGGGUGGAGCAUCACUUCUACGACUUUGAGAGAGACGCUCACCUGCUGAGACGCCUGGAGGAGUUCAUCGCUUCAGUCAGAGGUAAGGCGAUGAGGAAGUGGGUGGAGUCAAUCACAAAGAUCAUCCAGAGGAAGAAACAGGUGCAGGUGAGCGUUCCCAGUCACAGCAUCACCUUCCAGAACUCUCCUCCUCCCAUCGAGUGGCACAUCUGUAAACCGGGAAACACCGAGCAGUUCGACCUCAUGACCCUCCACCCCAUCGAGAUCGCCCGACAGCUCACCCUGCUCGAGUCCGACUUCUACAGGGCGGUGCAGCCGUCGGAGCUGGUGGGCAGCGUCUGGACCAAAGAGGACAAAGAGAUCCACUCGCCCAACCUGUUGAGGAUGAUCCGCCACACCACCAACCUCACCCUGUGGUUCGAAAAGUGUAUCGUAGAGACGGAGAACCUGGAGGAACGAGUGGCCGUGGUGUCUCGGAUCAUCGAGAUCCUGCAGGUCUUUCAGGAACUCAACAACUUCAAUGGAGUUCUGGAGGUGGUCAGUGCCAUGAACUCCUCACCGGUCUACAGACUGGACCACACCUUUGAGCAAAUCCCGAGUCGGCAGAGGAAGAUCCUGGAGGAAGCUCACGAGCUGAGUGAAGAUCACUACAAGAAGUAUUUGGCCAAGCUGCGCUCCAUCAACCCCCCCUGUGUCCCUUUCUUUGGAAUCUACCUGACCAACAUCCUGAAGACAGAGGAGGGAAACCCCGACUUCCUGCGCCGACACGGUAAAGACCUGAUUAACUUCAGCAAGAGGAGGAAGGUCGCCGAGAUCACCGGAGAGAUCCAACAGUACCAGAACCAGCCGUACUGUCUGAGAGUGGAGGGUGACAUCAGGAAGUUCUUCGAGAACCUGAACCCGAUGGAGGACAUGUCAGAGAAAGACUUUGCAGAUCACCUGUUCAACAAAUCUCUGGAGAUCGAACCUCGAAACGCCCGCUCAUUACCUCGAUUUGUGAAGAAGUACACCUGUCCUCUGAAGUCUCCGGGGAUCCGUCCCACCUCUGCGAGGCCCGGCACCAUGCGUCACCCGACGCCGCUGCAGAACGAGCCGAGGAAGAUCAGCUACAGCCGCAUCCCUGACAGUGAGGCCGAGGGCGGGGCUGUGUCCGCCCCCAACUCCCCCCGCACGCCGCUGACUCCGCCCCCUGCCUCAGCCGCCUCCAGCUCCACAGACGUAGGCAGCGUGUUCGACUCGCCGCAGGGGCCCAGCAGCCCCUUCCACUCCACCUGCGACAGUAUCUUUGCGGUGGUCUCUCUGCCUCACGGCCCACGGUCCUCCUCGGUCUCGUCCAUGGUGAGUUUCAGUCGGGGUUCUGAGGACGUUCCGGUUCCUCCUCCGGUUCCUCCUCGGAGACGACCAGAGUCGGCUCCAGCAGAGUCCUCGCCGUCCAAGAUGAUGUCGAAGUUGGACAGCCCCCCCGCUGUCCCCCCUCGCCAGCCCACCUGUAAGCUCCUCCCCCCUCGUUACUCCUCGUCGAUGUCGUCGUCGUCCCCCCCCGACAGCCCCCCUUCGCUGCCUCCUCGGGAGCCCCUCAGCUCUCCUCUGCACCUCCUGCCCCCCCCUCAGGGCCGCCCCCGCUGCGACCUGCUGCCUCAGGCCUUCUUCCCCUCCACCUCCUCCUCCAUCAGCCCCGCUCCCACCGCCUCCUCCUCGCCCCCUCCCCUCCCUCCCCCCGCCCCCGUCACCCCCAGCCCCAGCCCCGCCUCCAGGAAGAUGCCCCUCCCGUCCCCGCCCCUCCCCCUCCUCCCCCUGGACGGCCCCCCCGUCCCCCCUCGUCACGGCGUCCCCAAACUCCCCCCCAAGACCUACAAGAGGGAGUCUCUGAGCCACGCCCCCCUGCUGGACACGCCCCCUGCACUGUGAGCAGCUGAUUGGACGGUCGGAGGAGGAGGCGGGGCUAAACGAGCUAACACUACAGCGGAUUGGAUCAGAAUAAACAAAACAAUGGAUUUAAAAACAAACAGAACAUGUGAUGGAUCGGGACGCUCUGAUCCGAUCAGGACUGAAAGUAAACAAACAUCACGUGCCCUUAAAAAAACAAACUGUGGCCUCCAGCAGAACGUCGGAGAACGUCUGUCUGUUUGGUUCUCAGACUGUGCAGAGUGCAUUAUGGGUAAUGUAGUGCCCCACAGACUGAGGCGGACUCUGAGGUACCGACCAGAACCAAAGAGGUACUUUACCGAGACGGACUGAUUCUGGCAGACCUGAUGUUGGUUCUCUGAUGGUUCCUGUUAGAACAUGUAAAGAACAUGUUGCCUUCUGUAAAACAAGGGAAUAAACGUGUUUCUACCAGAA